Molecule: messenger RNA, 1317 nt
Organism: Scomber japonicus (chub mackerel)
Lineage: Eukaryota; Metazoa; Chordata; Actinopteri; Scombriformes; Scombridae
Product: cell surface A33 antigen-like
Exons: 7
Coding region: 1-1317 (438 amino acids)
Cellular component (GO): plasma membrane
Source: RefSeq, a predicted model, not a curated record
AUGGAAGGGAGAAUUUCUACGUGGACCCUGCUGUGCCUACUGGUGUCAGGAGUUGGUGCCCUCCAGGUGAACAUCCCAAAGGAUCUGUAUGAGUAUGCCAGAGGUGACAACAUCACACUGCCCUGCUCGUUUCAAUCCAAAAUCACGGAUCCCAAGCUGGUUAUCGUUACAUGGUCUGUUCAGGACAAAGAAGAUAGUCUUGCUCCAGAGACCUUGAUCCUCACCUACUAUUCUAGUCCCCCACGUACCGAUAUCAAACAACGAUUUGAAGGCCGAGUAUCUGUUGAAGUGGACGUUAAGACUGGAAAGGCCAACUUGAAACUGACCUCCAUCACACUAGCAGACAACAAGAAGUUUGAGUGUCGUAUCCUGAUCCCAGGUGACGAUGAGGGGAAGUCAGCUGACACAUCACGUUUGGUGGUUCUAGUGGCUCCAUCCACCCCGAUCUGUAACAUCGAGGGUAAGGCAGAAUACGGCCAGAACAUCAACCUGACCUGUAAGUCGGAGGAAGGCUCCCCACCACCCACUUAUACUUGGCAAAAUCGUAAUGUCAAGAACGUGCCUCGUCCUCAUGAACCCAGAACUACCGACAAGGGAGGCAUCCUGUCGCUAUACAACAUCACUAAAGACUCAUCAGGAUUCUACAUAUGCACCUCAAGAAACAAGAUCCGCUCUGCUAUCUGCAAUGUCACCCUUUCAGUCAUGCCACCCUCUAUGAACAUUGGCUCCACUGCAGGAAUCAUUGGUGCCGUUGUUGCAGGUUUGAUCGUACUUAUAAUUGUCAUCUAUUGCUGCUGCUGCCGGAAGAAGAAGGACAAGGGGGAGGAAUAUGCCAUGGGAGUUCAGGCAGAAGAGUAUUCGGACAACAAGACGGCUGGAAAUGGUGAGAGUCGCUAUGCGGAUGGGCAAGAAAGUGAUCGUGAUGAAUCUGUUGUGAGGAGCCCUGUUGAACGCCGUGACAACUACGAAGAACAGAGUGAGCGCGACUACGACCAUCGCAAGGAUAACUACGAUCGCCGCAGUGACUAUGACGAUCGCCGCAGCGACUAUGAUGAUCGCCGCAGAGACUACGAUGAUCGCCGCAGUGACUACGAUGAUCGCCGCAGCGACUAUGAUGAUCGCCGCAGCGAUUACAAUGACCGCCGCAGUGAAUACUCUGACCGUCGUGACCGCCAUGAGCGUUAUGAUGAUGAUGACCGCCGCAGAGACCGUCGCUACGAUGAUGACGACCGCUAUGAUGAACCCUACGAUGAGCGUAGUCGUGACAGACCACCAGUGCCAGCCAAUAAGCCAACAAGGAAGGACUAUGAUGAUUAA